UGGAUGCUGCUUCAGAACGACCAUAAAUGGUUGCAAAGCUGUUUUAGGGCUCACUUCCUUGUUUCAAACGCCUAAUGAUAAACUUCACCAUACCCACCAAAGGAAACCACAGACAGCACAAAACCAAAGACAUCUGCACAGACCUGUCACUUCUGUGUUGAUCUGUGAACAUGGAGACAUCGGCUGGUUUCUGGCUCCUCGCUGUGCUGCUGUUAGUCGGCUUCACUCAGGCCCAGACUGUGGAGAAGUACAUCAGGGUUGGUGGCACACUUCAGCUCAGCCCUCAGCCGGUCUCUGAACGGAUCUACAGCGUCGUGUGGAAAUACGGCAAGACCCUGCUGGCUGAGUGGGUGAAAGACCAGAUUCCUCUGACAUAUUACAGCAAGUUUAAAGGCCGGACCACUCUGAACACUAACACGGGAGUGUUGGAGAUCAGGAACAUGACUGCAGCGGACAGUGGACUGUAUUCAGUGGAGAUCAACAACCAGGUCCAGAGUCGGGUUCAUAAGAUUAUGGCGAUCGAGGAUGUGCCGCAGCCUGAGGUGGAAGUGAAGCCGCUGGUAUGUAGCUCAGCCUCAAAGAGAUGUAAAGUGGUGUGUGAGGGAGACGUUAGCAAAGCCGGGCCUGUGGAGUACUUCUGGAAGAAGGAUGAAGGAGAGUGGGCAACGUCUGGAAAGAACACCGUGGAGCUCAUUAAUGAUGAGGAAACACAGCGUGUGACAACUUUCUCCUGCAGAAUAAAGAAUCAGUUUAGUGAGAAAGAGAGCGAAGCCUUCUUCAAUGUUUUCUACCGAAUAAAACCAGCAAACAGUGACGAUCUGCACUGUGGACUCUGGGUUAUAACUUUAGGUGCUGUGAUGAGAUCUCUGGCGAUCCUCGCACUGUUUGUGGUGGUUGUUUACUUUCUGUGUAACAAGCGCCGCCACCCGAUCGGUGUGAGAAGCAGCUAUGAGGAAGACAAAUGUGCACCACCAACAUGUGGAUCCUGCAGGUGA
Molecule: messenger RNA, 995 nt
Organism: Neolamprologus brichardi
Lineage: Eukaryota; Metazoa; Chordata; Actinopteri; Cichliformes; Cichlidae
Cellular component (GO): membrane
Source: RefSeq, a predicted model, not a curated record